AUGUUGCGAUGGGCAACCAUUGACAAUUUCAGGGACGCCCCCAGAAAAGGAGGACGGGAGGAAGGGAAAGAGUUUGAGAAAGCUCCAGGGUGUCCACGACUCUCCGCCAUGCUGAAGGCCAAGACGCAAAGUCGGGAGACUGGCCAGGUGCUCACGAGUUGCACAACUCGUAACGGGUACCCAGGCACUCCAUUUACUUGGUCAGCGGACGAGAGCGCAUUGCCCUUGGAUGGCUUGGAGGAGGCCAUCCCAAUGGCUGAGGAGAACGUGGCGAAGACGAGGGCCUGUAGUUGA
Molecule: messenger RNA, 294 nt
Organism: Ustilaginoidea virens
Lineage: Eukaryota; Fungi; Ascomycota; Sordariomycetes; Hypocreales; Clavicipitaceae
Exons: 1
Coding region: 1-294 (97 amino acids)
Source: RefSeq, a predicted model, not a curated record